Messenger RNA from Manihot esculenta (cassava), 913 nucleotides. Its product is annotated as ras-related protein RABD1. The transcript has 8 exons. Gene Ontology annotation, molecular function: GTPase activity; GTP binding. NCBI's taxonomy places the organism in Eukaryota, Viridiplantae, Streptophyta, Magnoliopsida, Malpighiales, Euphorbiaceae. The record is from RefSeq and is a predicted model, not a curated record. The coding region runs from base 150 to 755 and encodes 201 amino acids.
AAUAAAAUAAAAUUUCGCCUUCUCUACUGUAGCCACUCUCUGCCCGGCGACUGCCCUUUAACCUCUCUCUCUCUCUCUUACGCUUUGCUUUUCUUUCUCGAAGAGAAACCCCGAGAAAAUUACUCCACUGGAUUUUACACUUCCGAAUCAUGAGCAACGAAUACGAUUAUCUCUUUAAGCUGCUGCUAAUCGGAGACUCCUCCGUUGGAAAAUCGUGUCUGCUUCUUAGAUUUGCCGACGAUUCUUAUGUGGACAGCUAUAUCAGUACUAUUGGUGUUGAUUUUAAAAUCAGAACUGUGGAGCUGGAUGGCAAGACAAUUAAGCUGCAGAUUUGGGAUACUGCUGGACAGGAGCGUUUCCGGACUAUAACCAGUAGCUAUUACCGAGGUGCACAUGGGAUAAUUAUAGUCUAUGAUGUUACUGAGAUGGAGAGCUUCAACAAUGUCAAGCAGUGGUUGAAUGAGAUUGACAGAUAUGCAAAUGAUAGCGUGUGCAAACUUUUAGUUGGAAAUAAAUGUGAUCUAGUUGAGAACAAGGUUGUGGACACACAAACUGCAAAGGCAUUUGCAGAUGAGCUUGGAAUUCCUUUCCUAGAGACGAGUGCUAAAGAUUCGAUUAAUGUGGAGCAGGCUUUCUUGACCAUGGCUGGGGAAAUUAAGAAAAAAUUGGGUAGCCAGCCAACUGCAAGCAAAUCAACAGGAACUGUUCAAAUGAAGGGACAGCCAAUCCAGCAGAAGAACAACUGUUGUGGUUAGCCAUUUACGUGUAUUUUAAUGUCCUGUCAUAAGAUUGUUAUAAUUAUGUUGUGGACGUUGUUAUCAUAUGGAUCAAUUAGAUGCCGUAAAAUGUUGUGUGGUUGUCUGUGAAAAAUGAAAUUACAUUUCCUUGAAAAAAAAUGGCCAUUACCACGCUA